Molecule: messenger RNA, 813 nt
Organism: Trichoplax adhaerens
Lineage: Eukaryota; Metazoa; Placozoa; Uniplacotomia; Trichoplacea; Trichoplacidae
Exons: 8
Coding region: 1-813 (270 amino acids)
Biological process (GO): DNA repair
Cellular component (GO): nucleolus; cytoplasm
Molecular function (GO): single-stranded RNA binding; RNA endonuclease activity producing 5'-phosphomonoesters, hydrolytic mechanism
Source: RefSeq, a predicted model, not a curated record
AUGUCUGUAGAUCCAAGUAAGACUCAAUGCCAGCCAAAUGAUAGUGUUAAGCAAGAUUGGAUUAGACAGCAAAAUGAAUUAAAGAAAUCGUUAAUAACCAACAACCAGGUGAGCUGGUUACCUGCUAAUAACAACGAUAACAACGUCUCUUUACAUGGAUUGCAUUAUAUUGGCGGAAUCGACCAAUCCUACUCUAAGUCAAAUCCUUUUUAUGCGUGUGCCUCCCUUGUUGUACUAAAAUUUCCUGAAAUGGAAUUGGUCUACUCCAAUUACUCUGGAAUUGUCCAUGUAAAUCAGCCAUAUAUACCUGGAUUUUUAGCCUUUCGUGAAUUUGAACAUCUAAGUUAUUGCAUAAAUAAAUUAAGACAGGAACAGCCUUCCCUAUUACCCCAAGUAAUACUGGUAGAUGGUAAUGGGAUUCUACAUCAUCAAGAAUUUGGAUCAGCAUGCCAUCUAGGAGUACUGGCGGAUAUUCCUACAAUUGGAGUAGCUAAAAAUUUAUUGGAAGUCCACGGGAUUGCUCGAGAUAGUAAACAUAUGGAUCAGAUUGCACAACUCAGUACUAAAGGUGAUUCAUUUCCGUUGACCAAUCGCUCGGGAGUUAUUUUAGGCAUGGCGUUAAGAAGUUCAGAGCAGUCAACUAGACCUAUUUAUGUAUCCGUUGGCCAUCGCUUAGAUCUUAAAACCGCGACGAAGAUAGUAUUAGCUUCCUGUAAAUACAGAUUGCCUGAGCCUAUUCGACAAGCUGAUCACCUAUCACGUGAAUACCUACGAAUAAAUUUAUCUGAAUUAGGAAAUCAAGAGAUAAAAUAA